Messenger RNA from Scophthalmus maximus (turbot), 655 nucleotides. Its product is annotated as 60S ribosomal protein L13a. The coding region runs from base 16 to 432 and encodes 138 amino acids. NCBI's taxonomy places the organism in Eukaryota, Metazoa, Chordata, Actinopteri, Pleuronectiformes, Scophthalmidae. Gene Ontology annotation, biological process: translation; negative regulation of translation. Gene Ontology annotation, molecular function: structural constituent of ribosome; mRNA binding. Gene Ontology annotation, cellular component: cytosolic large ribosomal subunit; ribosome. The record is from RefSeq and is a predicted model, not a curated record. The transcript has 7 exons.
UGGCGGACCGGUCCAAUGAGUUGUGCUGCUCGAUGGCAGGGGCCACCUUCUUGGACGGCUCGCUGCCCUUGUGGCCAAACCGGUUCUGCAAGACACAAAGUGGUGGUCGUGAGAUGUGAAGGCAUCAACAUCUCUGGCAACUUCUACCGCAACAAACUGAAGUACCUUUCUUUCCUGCGUAAGAGGAUGAACACCAACCCCUCUCGUGGACCGUACCACUUCAGAGCUCCCAGCAGGAUCUUCUGGAGGACCGUCAGAGGCAUGUUGCCCCACAAGACCAAGAGAGGCCAGGCUGCUCUUGAUAGGCUGAAGGUGUUCGAUGGCAUCCCCCCGCCCUAUGACAAGAGGAAGCGCAUGGUUGUCCCAGCUGCUCUUAAGAUUGUGCGUCUGAAGCCCACUCGCAAGCAACCAAAUGUGGCCAGAGAAUCUUGACUCUACAACUUGUCACCAUAUUCUCUUUUUUAUGACGAUCUUAUCUUACUGUCUUCAUUUCUCUCCCCCUUUUUUGUCUGUCCAUUUUCUGUUCCCUUUCCCCGGUGUAUACGUUCUCCUCUCUGUUGCCACCUGCUGCCAUCUAUUAACCUGCAGCACAAGAUCGACCGCCACAAGGGAAAGAUCAGGAAGCUGAAGCACGACGACUGAGUGAGACCUCCCU